Molecule: messenger RNA, 1423 nt
Organism: Parasteatoda tepidariorum (common house spider)
Lineage: Eukaryota; Metazoa; Arthropoda; Arachnida; Araneae; Theridiidae
Source: RefSeq, a predicted model, not a curated record
UUUAAAAGGGGCAGAAUUCGCACAUUGCUGGUUAUCAAAACACCCAGAUGGAAAAAUGAAAGCGAUAAUCAUCCCUAUCAAGCUGAUUCUUGUAGUUUUGCUCCUUCACCAGGCAAAUGGAUUAAGAAACCAAACUUUUAACCAUGUCACAAUUCCACAACAUGCAAAGAUGGUUCCCGGAAUCACUCAAGACAACAUCAUCUUGGCGUGGGUGAAUACGGAGGCUACAUUAAAGAGAGCAUACUUCAACCUGUUUAAAAGUUUAGUAACGAAUGCAUUCGGCUUAUCUCUCACUACUAAUAUAUCUCAAAAUUGUACUUACAGUUUAUUUGAAUACUUAAAUGGAUUGAGGAAUAUGAAAACCUGGGCUUUCAAAAUGUUGGAUUCAUCUGGGAAAAUACCAAAUGGUGUGAUGGGCGGAAAUCCUACGGCGUUUGGCGACUUUGAUACAUGUCUUCAAAUAGAAUCUCCAAGUCGAAGUUUUCAUGGACAGUAUUGCCGUAUAGAUUUAGAUCUAGCAUUGCCGGAGAGACCAGUGAUGUCACCAAUGGAAAAGCCAAUGGAAAUCAUUCAUAAUCUGUUUGAGCCUAACACAUUGAUGAAUAACUUAGCAAAAUAUGCUCAAUAUCUUUAUAUUGCUCAACCAAGCUUGAAUGCCUGCCUUCCAUCAUCUUGUUCAAAAAAAGACGUAGCAGCUUUGUUUUCUAACAUUAUGGUGUAUUUGAAAAUUGACAAUAAAGUGAAUGUCCCUGUGGAUUGUGAAGUUAAAGAAGACCUGGCAUUUACAGCAGUGGAGAUUUUUAUUUACAUAUUAUUCAGCUUUUUAAUCUGCAUGGUAGUGCUAGGAACUUCAUUGGAUAUUCUAAUCAGAAAUAAUCCAAAUAAUGAUUUUGAAAAAAAGGAGAAAAGUGCAGGAAUUAAAGCAUUAUUAUGCUUUUCUUUAUACACAAAUUUCAUUAAUCUUUUAAAGGAAGACAACAAUCCAGAAACUCUACACAUAUUCCAUGGUCUUCGAGUAUUGUCCAUGACUUGGAUAAUAUGGAGUCAUUCAUAUCUUGUUGUUAGUUUCCGACCAUUAGAUGGAUUACACCACAGUCAAGACUUUAUAAAAGAUUUGCUUUUCCAGACUAUACCAUUUGCAUUUUUAGCGGUUGAAAACUUUUUCUUUAUGAGCACCGUAGGCAACAUAUGUCCUCUAGAUACUUCGCUGUUGAGCUUGCUUUCGUUGUCAUCAAGUAUAGGACGAUCAACAUCACCUCAACAAGGAAAAAGGGAAUUACACCCAUGCCAAAAGCAAGAUUCGAACUCGUAUGUUUACAGGUAUGAAGCCAACUUCUUGACCACCACACAGUUGGUUGGCUGCUUAAGAAAAAUAAAGUUGGAAAUUUGGACAUUAGUAGAAGCAGAUUACAUAAAGCGCUAG